AUGAAAUUCCUCGCCACCUCGGUGCUGCUCUCCCUCACGCUCGGUCUCGCCGCUGGGUACGAAAAGUGGCCUGCCGCGCCCUUCUUCGCCAUCAAGACCGAUAUCGGCUCGGUAAAGUGGUAUCCAGAGGCUCGUCUCUUCUGUUUUGCUUACGGGCCGUGCGACAAUGGCUGUGCGCCUCCGGACGGAUUCCGGAUCACCUACAACGGCAAGCCCAUCGCCGUGUCCACGGUCGCCGACAUUCCCGAAAAUUGUGUCGACGCGCAGAGCGACCCGGGCAUUUCGACGUCGCACCCGACCAAGGGCCUUAAACUCGAGGUCCCCAACUUUCAACAGAGGGACAUCUCGGAUCACUGGACCUACAGCCCCAACUGA
Pseudozyma flocculosa PF-1 is the source of this 375-nucleotide messenger RNA. RefSeq lists its product as uncharacterized. Bases 1 to 375 code for a protein of 124 amino acids. NCBI's taxonomy places the organism in Eukaryota, Fungi, Basidiomycota, Ustilaginomycetes, Ustilaginales, Ustilaginaceae. The record is from RefSeq and is a predicted model, not a curated record. The transcript has 2 exons.